AUGGCCGAGUACUUGCAGAUAUUCAACCUUGAUCUCCAGGCUAGAAUUCAUUACGCUUCCAAUGACUCUCGCUCCCACAUAGCUGAGCAAGUGAUGAGGAGCCUCAAUGAAGCCACUGGCGAUGGAAGAUCCAUCCCAAUACCUAGACUUCCUCUGUUUGAUGGUUUAAGCAAGGGGCAGAUUUAUGGGCUAACUCAAGACGAAUUCAAAAGCCUGGAGCAACAAAGACAAAAAGAAAUUUCCAUACAAUGUGCAAAGGACAUAGCGAACCGCUAUGAGGGUAAAAAAUGUAUGGGUACAACAAUACAUGCCCUGACUCCGGCAUGUGACGUUUCUGACAGUUUCUUUUUUGAUGAUGAAUUUAUACAGAGAUUUCACCAUGCAACUCCUUCCAUGCAGGAAGGUUGUGCAGGUAGUGAGUACUAUUCAAAACAGCUCAAGUUUGUGGAAGAGCAUUACAUACUUUACGAUGGAGGUAUUGAAGGAAUACGAAAUGGCUGCCAAGUUUCAGGAAAAAUGUGUGAGAUACACCGAAAUGUAUUAGGUUGUGAUUGGCGGGGAGCCCCAGUUAAUAGAGUGCCUGCUCCUGUCCCAUCUGAUUUCAAGGAUGAAUUUCAAUACACCAUCCCAGAUUUAAGCUUCGUUCCUGGCAAGAUAACUUCAAUUCCAAAUGUGGACGAGUUUUGUCCCAGGGUGAAAAUUGAAGAGACUGUCAAAGAAAUAGGACCUCUAGAUAUUCAACAUUCUAACACAAUAAACGAUGAUGGUUCUAUCAGCAAGUUCUGGAACGACAAUAAUGACACACUUAACAAAAUGUUGGGAAGUGUGGAUGAAAUAACGGAGAAAUUCACUGGUGAAGAUCUCCGACCAGCAGUAGAGUACGAGAUGAAAAAAAGGCAUCAGCAAAUGGUUAAGGCUCACACCAAGAAAACCAAACGAGCCUCUGAUAAGGAAAAGGAGAUGUCCAAAUCUGUGUAUGACAUUGAUUGGGCAGACCUUAUUAAAUCUGGGUCGCUUGAGAAAUUGUAUGUUUCACAACUGGAUAAAUACUUAAACAAAGUGGCAGGAUUCUCAAAAAUGCAGAUAUCUGAGAAGGGAUUCACAAAGGACAAAAAAGCAGAGGCCAUAAAAAGGCAUUUUUAUCAAGAAGGGAAGGGCAAUUCUGCUCCUAUUAUUACAACUACCUCAAGUAAUCCUACUUCUACUGUUCCUGCAGAAACAACCACAGCCACCGAUGCUGCUGCUGUUCCUCCUUCAACCACUACUACCAAUACUUUUGCAGCAGCUGCUACCGCCAGUAGAACUUUCUCUGCUACUGUUCAUUCUGCAAGUAGCUUUAAUGUUUUACCAUGGGGCGGUGACUUACACGUGCAAGGAAGAACAAUUGUGUUAGUAAAUACAUGCCCUAUUGACAACUGUUUGAUGAUAUUUUAUCUUCUCUUUAAAGAGUCACAAGAGAUAAAAAAUCUUUUCACAAGCAGUUAUGAACUGGUGGCACAAACCUUGUGCAGAUGUUUUGACCUUAUUGAUAAUGGAGAAUAUGGCAAAGCAAAGUUAGAGUGGCUUGCCUUGAAUCCUGGCAUGCAUCCCGCUGCAUCAGGACUACUGAAUGCCUGGGCAAAUGAAGAGAAUCUAUUCACACAGCAUCUUAUGCCAUUCAUGAGGUCUUGCGCGUCUUCUUCCUGCAAUUCACCCAUGUGUCCAUUGCCUGGCGUGCAUUUAAGAUGGGGAAACACAGUUGCUCUCAAGUGAGGUUCCAUAAAGCAUAAUUAUUACAACAUAAUUCAGUUAUUUGAUAAAGAAGAAUAGAGCUAGAUAUCAAUAAGUGUUUAUACAAUUAUUUAACUUUAUAAUUUCUCCUGAAUUGCAUAAAACUAUAUUGUUAAAUUUUCCUCCAAUUGGAUUUUAUAUUGGAAAAUGGAGGCUAUAUCACGGCGACCAAAGUUCUUAUUGUUCUCGCUUCAAUUUUAGCAUUCAGAACUACUGCUCUCCCGGAUAUAGUCUGUUGGAGUCUAUACUCCAAUCGUGGGUUGUGUGUAGCAAGCAAACGCGCUGUAGUAGGCGAUUCCCGGUGCAACGUGUCCCAUCUGGGGCUCCAUUUUUUCUUGGGACUUCAACGAGUCAAGAUUCCAGUGGAAGACACAUGUAAGUUAACAUUGUAUUAUAUUAUUUAUUACUGUACGUAUUUAUAAUAGAGAUGCAUAUUCCUCUAGAUAAAAUAAUGGCAAUUAAUUUCUGUUUUUAAGAGUGACACAACAUGCUUACUGUGAUGGCAUUAGAACUCAAUCCAAUCGCCAGUUUCCUGACGGUGCACCAAAAUUCUUGGCAAUCAAUGUCGAGUUCUUAGUAACUGCAGGUGUUUUGGAGGAGAAGGAUAUUCUAGAUAAUAUCCAGUUCCUUGGCAGAAGGUAGGUUGGUAAAACGUGUUAUGUAUGAGCAGGGACACUGUAUGAGUUGUCACAGCGAUAAAUGCAUUUUUUAGGAGCAGGCAACUUAAAAGAGACAUUUGAAUGUCCAUAUAGCUUCAGACGAAGUUCCUUAAUAUAUUCGAUUUCAUUGAAAUCUACAUUUAUUGCCACUAAUUUUAAGUUUUCGUUUCAGGUACCGCCUAUAUGCAGUAACAUAUUAUCUCAAUAACCACUACACAUGCAAGAUCUUUUUCAAUGGUGGGUGGCUGUAUUAUGACGGCCUGAAAGAAAAGAACAACCGUGGUGCAGGUCUACAGCCCUUCGUCUCAGUGCAUGGAAAUCCAUCACAUUGUAUAUACGUAUAAUGAAAAGGCCAGAAUAAUAUAUGUAUAAUAAAAAGGUCAGAAUACUGCCGUUGGAACCUCUAUUAAUUAAACCUACGAUAGCGGUAAUCAUGAGUGGGAAAAAAAUUUCCUGCAGCGGAAUACAUUGCGAAAAAAAUAUCUUGCGCUGCACUUUUACGCGAAAAAAAUAUCUGGCUUGUUCGCUUGAGUAGAAAAAAAGUUCUUGCAUGGACUGAAUCUUCCCCCCCCCCCCCCCCUCAAAAAUCAAAUGGUCCGCCCCUAAGGAACUGUGGAUGCAGGUUGCUAUCAAAGCAAUUACUGGCUGAUAAAUUAUUGGAAAAUAUGCCCUAAUGUGUUCAGGAGGGCGUUCAAUCGGGCUUCAACAUUGCUCUCUUCCACUGACUCGUCAAAAGCAGCAUUUAUAAUCCAAUAAUAAUUUAUAUAUAAAUAAAGAAAAGCACUUUAGAAAUUGCAUUUAUGCUAAGCAUGGUAAGAUUCACAAUAACCAUGUGGUCAUCCAUUUCGCCUUGCUUUAUCGCACGUAUCUAUACGUUAAAUGCUAUUUUAAAACUGUAAUCUGUAUAUGCAAAAAAUUCAGUGCUUACAACUACAUUCAAACAACUGUGUGCGCUAUAUCUUACAAUAGCUAUAUAGAAAUUAAAGAUAUCAUGGAGACAAAUAAUUAUCAUAUGGCCAACACGGCAACCUCAGCAUCCAUUAGAGAGUUUUAGCUUGACGUUUACGGCAAACGUCAAACCGCUAACGAAGUUUUUGAUUUUACAACUUUAUUAUAACAGCUUUUACACCAGUUUUGAAAUAUAUUAAACAAUUAUUAUUAAACUUGUGUUCUUAGCAAUGAUUAAAGAAAGCAAAUUAACCACUAGUCACGUAUUCACCAAAGCAGUAAAUUAAGAUUUGGCGUUUUGAAGUUCACGUUUGGCGUAUAAAUUUCAUGCUUGAACUGCUACGAAGGGUUGUAGUCGUUAAAGCAUGAAAUUUAUACACCAAACGUAAACUUCAAACGCCAAAUCUUAAUUUACUGCUUUGGUGAAUACGUGACUAGUGGUUAAUUUGCUUUCUUAAAUCAUUGCUAAGAACACAAGUUUAAUAAUUGUUUAAUAUAUUUCAAAACUGGUGUAAAAGCUGUCAUGGGCGUACCGGAAGGAAAAAUUUAGGGGGGCGGAAAGAAAUUUGCCCGACUUUUUCGGAUUUUGCCCGACUAAAAAAUUUUUCCGGAAUUUAUUUUGGCGACCUCUCCCCCCCCCCCGUCGCCAAAAAAAUUUCGGUCAGUGUACCAUUUUAGGGGUCAAAAUAUUUUUUCGGACAUACCAAAAUUUUCCGGAACCUAACACAAUUUUCGAAACAUCACAAAAUUUACCACAAAAUUUACAGAAUUUGUCUCAUUUUUUUUUGGCGGCAGCCCCCCCCCCCAACAAACUGGGGGGCUGCCGCCCCCCGCCCGGUACGCCCAUGAAAGCUGUGAUAAUAAAGUUGUAAAAUCAAAAACUUCAUUAGCGGUUUGACGUUUGCCGUAAACGUCAAGCUAAAACUCUCUAAUAAGAGUCACCAAUUUUGCGUAGGUUGAGUCACGAUAAUGAUAUUAAUGAGGCUUUACGUUCGCUUAUGUGCUUCCGUGCAGGUCAACUAAUGAGACUAUAUGUUCGUUUUCGUUGACUGUGCAUGCAUGUUAACAGCUAACUGAACACCAGAAAGUUUCGGAUUGAGAAGGAUUCAACUACCUGAAAAAUACAAGUAAAACUUCAAUGUUUCGAGCGAAGGUUGGGAAUCAUGCAGAUAGUUGAAUUCAGUGUUCAAGAACUGUUCGAUUUAGAGUGGUUUGUGGACCACAUGCACUUAUUUAUAGAUUUGUUUGUGGAGUAACGCAGUAAUAUUCAUGAAACAACAGCAAUUAAUAAUAUGCUGAUGCUGUUUAAGCUAGACUAGUCCAUUCUGGAAUAUCUGAUCAUGAUACGUUUAACACUAAAUGUUUCGAAAUAGUGAAUAUAGGCUACAUGACAACCAAUUCAGAUGCUACAGAAUAUAAUUAUAGCAGCUGUAUAACCGUUGCCAUAUACUUAAAUUAAAUGAAAUUUGAAUUUUAGUCAAAUUCCUAUCAUUCCUACACGUUCAGUAGCAUGCCAGCAUACCUCACUUUACACUCCUGCACGUUCAGUAGCAUACCACAAUUAGUUGAGUUUUCACGGGCUCAUGCUCAUUAAAUUAAAUGAAUAUGCGGCGGCCGCCGCCAUUCAAAUAGGAAAAUUAAUCACAACCUAAAAAUUUUAAAUGAUAAGUUACUAUAUAUAGAACACGUCUCGGCAUGGUGUUCACUCUCGAACAGUUACCUACACGUAGCAUAUUAUCUGCACGUACAGUACGAUGAAUAAAUAAUCUGAACGUACUUAUAAUUAUAUAGAUGCGAGCAACUCGAAUCUUUUUUCAGUUCGCGCUUUCCUUUGCUAAUAAGCGCAUCGAGUUCAGAGUUUUGCAAAAUCUAAACUAUGCUGCUCAACUCCAAAACGUUUACGUCUUUUUUCCAAUGGCUCAAAACGAAUAUUCUGUUUGUGUUGCUGCUGUUCGGAGUGAUUUUUGGAUUUCUCGCAGGAUUUCUCGUCAACAAAAUGGUACAGAACUCAACCAACCCCACACCAAAAGAGUUGGCCAUGUUCAUCUCGUUUCCUGGUGAACUUUUCCUGAGAAUGCUGCAACUCUUGGUAUUACCUUUCGUUGUCUCAAGUGUUAUCAUCUCAUUGGCCACAUUGGACAAAAAAUCCGCAACUAAACUUGGAAAAACAGCAUUUAUUUAUUUUUUCCUAACAAGUCUUAUUGCAGUUGUCCUUGCUGUCGUCCUAGCAACUCUUUUCUUGAAACCAAACGUCCACGAAACUCAGAAACUCUAAAAACCCAAAGGAUCUAGUGCCAUUCAUGCCAUUUUGGAUAUGCUUAGGUAUAACUACAGUAAAUAAAAUAGCUCAUGACAGUUUAAUUAUAUGGGAUAUAAGAUAACCUAAUGUGGUGAUUUGCCUUUUAAUGUUUGAACAAGCAAGCUGGUUUAAUUUGAAAACAUCUCAUAGCGUUAAAUAAUUAACAUAAUUUAUUUCUUUAAUUAUUUCAGAAACAUGGUUCCUGACAAUAUUGUGGAAGCAAGCUUCUCAUCGGUAAGUAGCCUAAAUGAUACGAUAAUAUUAUAUUAAUUUUGAAUUCAUUCAUUAAUAGCCUGUCACGAUAUACGUAUAUAGAGUUAAGGUUACUGCUCGCCAACACAUUUCAUAGAUUUAAAAAGCCAAGGUGAUUUAAAGGUAAAACCAAGGUAUUCCAUACAUUAAAUUUUAUAAAACUUUUAGACUGGUACGAAGCAUAAAAUCAUACCGACAGAAUAUAAAUUCGUGAAUAAAACAACUGCUGGUGUGAAAUCGUCUGCUAAAAAUGUGUCGUCGUUUCUAAAGACUGAAAUAAUUAACCCAUGGGGUAUGUCAAGUGACAAUGUGCAAGUGAUCAAAGGAGAAAAUGCAAUUUCCGAAUAUGAUGGCCAAGAGAAGUACAAUUCAGCAAAUAUUUUGGGCAUUCUUACAUUUUCGGUUGUUUGUGGUGUAAUCUUGCACACUCUUGGAGAAGAAGGAAAACCAUUGGUAUCCUGGUUUGAUUGUUUGUUUAAUGGUGGACUUAUUCAUGUGGUAGGUAUUAACUAGCUAUUGUCAACUUCUAUUUUGAUAGAAAAUGUAAUCAUUUUGUGCAGUUUGCUUUUUCUUAUGCAGUUCUAUACCGUUUUUUAUUUUAUUUUGAUUAAUUAAUCAUAUACAUGCUGAAAUUAUUUUAUGUUUGUGGGAAACACUACGAUUGAUUAUGAUCUGUGAUCCAGAUUUAAGUCGAACAUUUCAUUGAAAAAAAGCAAUGCAUGGACAUUGUAUAGAUGCCAUAAAUAUGUGCAAGAACAUUAAAUCAUUAAUAUUUAGAUAUUGCUUCUACUUUUCUUUCACUCUUGCUCUUUUCAAUAUAGGUUUAAUUUCUUUUCAUUUAAUUAUUUAAACACGUAUUUGAAAUUAUCAUGCAUUUUAUAUCUGCCUAAAUGAAAAUCUUCUCCUGAAAUAAAGGUUUUCACCCAUUGGUAUUGGUUGUAUUAUUGCUGGUGAGUUAGCCGCCAUGAAAGAUAUCAAUGGGAAUGUUUCCAGUCUUGGACUGUAUAUUGCAAUGGUGGUUAUCAUAUCCCUGCUUCACUCUUUAGUGGUCCUACCAGUUAUAUACUUUACACUGUUAAGAAGUAAUCCAUUCCUUCUGCUAAGUCGUGUCUCCAAGGCGCUACUGACUGCCUUUGGAACGGCUUCAAGGUGAGAAUGAAUUAAUGUAAAUUAUUCAUAUUGGUCAUGCACUUACUAUAUUUAGUAAGGGUGACACUAUAAUAGUAAUGAAUUAAAUGUUGCACUCAAGCAUAUGUAGACUUGUUAUUGAAUAAUAAACGUUAAUUAACAUCUUAAAAUAGUCUUUUUCUAUGAUUCUUAUUUUAGCUCUGCAACCAUUCCUCUUACACUAAAUUGCCUUGAAAAGAAUCACAAACUUGAUCCCCGUGUCACUCAAUUUGUUCUUCCAAUUGGAACGACAGUAAACAAAGACGGAACUGCAAUAUAUAUUGCUGUGGCUGCGAUCUAUAUUGUGAAAAUUUACCAUGGAAAUGCUUCUAACUUCGGUUCUGCUGUCUUAAUAUGGUAGGUAAUUCUCCUUGAAGCUUACUAUACUGCAUACUAUGCGAUUGUAUAUAUAGUCUAUUUAUUCGAGAUUCCCUGGUUGAGUACCUACAUGAAUGUCAAACGAAAAACGAAAAGAGCCACACAUUGUAAAUAUUUGAGAUGCAGCUGAUAUGAUUUCAUGUCAAGAUGCUGAUUAUUCCAAAUGUACACAAUACAAUUUAAAUGUGUGGGUGGAGCCCAGACAUUCCUUUUUUAUCUCAUAUAAAUUUAUCUCCAUUCAAGCCAAUAAUUAUAUAGUAUAUAUGUUUGACCUCACGUAUAUUUAAACACUGGAUAUCAAACAUUGCAGAGCAAAAUUAAAUAUCAAUGUCGCGCAAAACCAUGGCCAUGUUCACACACAAAGAUAUGAAUAACAAAAUAUCUAGCAAUUUUGCAACUUAGCGAGCCUGACAAUUUAAUAUUCCUGUGUUUGUAUUUUUCAGUUUCGCAGCGACAUUGGCAUCAGUGGCUGCAGCACCAAUCACUGGAUCAGUACCUAUAGUAACGAGAACUAUAGUGUUACAAGUCAUUGGUAUUUCUUCAGCUGACAUUGCAUUGAUACUUGCUGUAGAUUGGCUAAUGUAAGUAACUAUCUACCUUAAAGUUUGUUUAAUUUUAAAUUAUAAAGUUAAAUCAAGAAUCGGUUAGCGAAAGUUGGCUUGCUUUUUUCUAAUAUUUUCCUAAAUUAAACAAAAAAGCAAAAACAGUUAAUACAGAAUAAAGCCCAUGCGUAUAACUGCACGAAUUAUAGAAAGCGCCUGCAUGUCAAAGGCAAUGACGGAAUCUUGCUGACUUGUUUGCUAUGCUGUUGAAAUACUGUAGCUCACUUAACUUUUCGUCCUAUUAAUUUUAUUAUGUAGGGAUCGUUUGACAACUCCAACAAAUGUCUGGGCAUGCUGUGUUGCCUGUGCUGUCGUCGAACACUUAUCACGCGAUGAGCUUGAACCUACUGUUGGUGUUUGCCAAACUGAUCAUGCAUGUUCUAACGUUUCUGCAGAAACAAAUAGUGUGGCUAUCGACAUUGUUGAGGAAGAAGAAGGAAAUAUAGAAAAGAGACAAGAUAUUCAAAAUAUACACCGCUUAUAA
Molecule: messenger RNA, 8559 nt
Organism: Paramuricea clavata
Lineage: Eukaryota; Metazoa; Cnidaria; Anthozoa; Malacalcyonacea; Plexauridae
Source: the annotation of a GenBank genome assembly